Messenger RNA from Anas platyrhynchos (mallard), 7083 nucleotides. RefSeq names its product phosphatase and actin regulator 1 (gene PHACTR1). Gene Ontology annotation, biological process: stress fiber assembly; cell motility. NCBI's taxonomy places the organism in Eukaryota, Metazoa, Chordata, Aves, Anseriformes, Anatidae. Gene Ontology annotation, molecular function: actin binding. The record is from RefSeq and is a predicted model, not a curated record.
GAGUGCAGUGGAUACAUAAGAAUAAUUUUAAAUGCAAAUUAAAUUGUGGGGGUAGCAAAGAGAACAGAUAAACGACAGUAAAACAAAGCCUUUCACUUUCUUCAAAUUAGCAGGCUAAUGUAGUAUAAAAAAAAAAAAAAAAAGCAGUUCUACUCAGAUCUGUGCUAAGAGCUUUCAUUUCAUCAUAAUAUAAAACAGCAGAUCCGUCACUUUUCUCUGUUCAGUACUCUUGAUUUUGAGGUUGAAGUGAAAAUUAGAAGCUGUUCAUUCUGGCUCACAGACUAGGUUGCAUUUACUUAGUCUUAUUCCAUAACAGUAGGAUGGAAAGAGGUCAGUAACAGUGGAAUCUGACUGAUCAUCCAGACCGGAGUAUUGUACACACAAAUAAAGUUCCAUCAAAAUGGACUACUUUUUGGAUGUCGAGUCUGCUCACAGACUGUUUUACAGUCAAGGAGCCCAAGCUCGUCGGGCAACUCUUCUCACUGUGCCCACACUGAUGUCGGCUUCUUCUGAGGAGGACAUAGACCGGAGACCCAUUAGAAGACUGCGGUCUAAGAGUGACACCCCAUACUUAGAAGAAGCUAGGAUCUGCUUCAACCUUGACACAUCUCGCCGAGCCACGCUGCUCACCGUGCCCACAUUAAUGGCGGCAUCUUCCGAGGAGGACAUCGACCGCAGACCCAUCCGCCGCGUCCGCUCCAAGAGCGACACUCCCUACCUCGCCGAGGCCCGCAUCUCCUUCAACCUCGAGGCAGCCGAGGAAGUGGAAAGACUGGCUGCAAUGCGUUCAGAUUCUCUAGUACCUGGGACUCACACGCCUCCGAUCAGAAGAAGAAGCAAAUUUGCCACUCUUGGAAGACUUUUUAAGCCAUGGAAAUGGAGGAAGAAGAAGAGUGAAAAAUUUAAGCAUACUUCUGCAGCUUUGGAAAGAAAGAUAUCAAUGAGGCAAAGCAGAGAGGAGCUUAUAAAACGAGGAGUGCUGAAGGAAAUUUUUGAUAAAGAUGGGGAACUUUCCAUACCAAAUGACGAAGGAGCUUUGGAGAAUGGGCAGCCUCUGGGCUCUGGACCAGUGCUGAGCUCCAGCCAAGUAUCGCUUCCAGCCCUAGCAGAACUGGAGUCAGGUUCUGCGCCUGGGGAACCCUGCUCAUACGAGGUGCUCCCAACCACAGAGAUCAUGGAUGGAACAGUGUCUGAAGAGAGCCCCACAUCCAGUGAAUCCAGCGUCCUCCUGUCCCAAGAUCCUACAGCUAAGCCAGUCCUGCUACUUCCCCCCAAAAAAUCUGCUGCUUUCCCUGGAGACCAUGAGGACACCCCAGUGAAACAGUUGUCCCUCCUCAAACAGCCCCCUGCCCUGCCUCCUAAACCUAUUGCCAGGAUUGCCAGCCACUUAACUGAUCCUGGCGCUCCUGUGAAACUGCCUUGUAUGCCAGUUAAACUGUCACCUCCACUACCUCCAAAGAAAGUCAUGAUUUGCAUGCCUUUAGGGGGGGCAGACCUCUCUCUCUCAUCCUAUUCCACACAGAAGAGCUCCCAGCAGCCUUUGAGUCAGCACCAUCACACUGUCCUGCCAUCCCAGUUAGCAGCUCACCAGCACCAGCUCCAGUACAGCAGCCACAGCCAGCACCUGCCUUCUGGGUCCAGCACAUUGCCCAUUCACCCUUCAGGUUGCCGGAUGAUAGAGGAACUGAACAAAACACUAGCCAUGACCAUGCAAAGGCUAGAAAGCUCUGGUUUACAUACAGGUGAUAGUGUUACAAAAACAGGACCUGGAGGCCUUCCAGACAUGAGACAAGUGCCAACUGUUGUGAUUGAAUGCGAUGACAAUAAAGAAAAUGUGCCUCAUGAAACCAACUAUGAAGAUUCUUCCUGCCUCUACACAAGACAGGAGGAAGAGGAAGAGGAAGAGGAAGAUGAGGAUAACUCACUAUUUACAAGCUCUCUGGCAAGGAAAGUCUGCAGGAAGGACUCUUUAGCAAUCAAACUCAGCAACAGGCCUUCCAAGCGAGAGCUGGAGGAAAAGAACAUCCUCCCCAUGCAGACUGAUGAGGAGAGACUCGAACUUAGGCAGCAGAUUGGGACAAAGUUAACAAGACGACUGAGCCAAAGGCCGACUGCUGAAGAAUUGGAGCAGAGGAACAUUCUGAAACCCCGGAAUGAGCAAGAGGAGCAGGAGGAAAAACGAGAGAUAAAGAGAAGAUUAACACGUAAGCUGAGUCAAAGGCCUACGGUAGAAGAGCUGCGUGAGAGGAAGAUCCUCAUCCGCUUCAGUGACUACGUGGAAGUGGCAGAUGCACAGGACUACGAUAGGAGGGCAGACAAACCCUGGACACGACUCACAGCCGCCGACAAAGCAGCCAUUCGAAAAGAGCUUAAUGAAUUUAAAAGCACUGAAAUGGAAGUUCAUGAAUUAAGUAGGCAUCUAACAAGGUUUCACAGACCGUAGCAGUUCAAUUCUACCUGACUACUAUGCCAUCUUCAAAACAUAACUAAAAGGAACCGUAAGUGCUGGUAUUAUUCACUUUCCUGUUACGUACAAUGUAAAUCUUCUGAACUGCCUUUUUUUAAAAAAGGAAGAAAAAAAAAAGAAAAAAAAAAGGAGUAGAAAAUAAAUAUUAAAAAGAAAAUUGUAUAUACGUGUGAUGGGUACUGCAGCAUCAUCAGACCUGCUGGUUCAAGCUUCAAUAACAGGAAAUACCCCUGGUGGGAAUCAUGCCAAGACCUGGCAUCUAUGUAUAAGACUUUCCUGGCACGUGGAUUUGCCAUACAUGUUCAAGCCCAGCUGGUGGGGCAUCCAUUAUUUCAUCUUCAGACACCCCUCAUCCUGACAAGCCUCUGUCAACUCAAGAGUCCUGAGAUAGCGUUCAGGGAAUCACUGGCCUGGGUGAAGUCUCCUGCAGACCUGCACCUAUGGCACGGAAGUACUUUUGAUACCAAACACUCCUUUUAGUCUGCAAACGCCUUACAAGAACAGUGAAGGAGCAGAACUACUCUACAUGCCACCCCAUCUGCAAAUGCCAUCUGACUACAAAGGCACUUGCUUUCCCUGGAGAAGUUAUGGCAGUUAUUUGCCCAAGAAGACAAAGGCAUCAUCUGUGAAGAACAGGACUCCCUGCUGAAGGCUGGUUCUAGUAACUGCUUAUUUUUCAUCUCUUUCAAGAAUAAUUUCCUAAACCCAGGUAUGAACCCAGCAGCAGUAAGCUACAAGAACAUUGAGGACAAACAAGCAAAACCCAUCUCUUCAUAGUCACUUGCAUGGCAUUUGCUCAGCUUGUAGUUUGUUUUUAAUGCUCAAGCCUCAAGAUUGGGACACCCACUUGCUCUGCAGAGGGAGCACACAACAGGAAGACCCAGGGCUUUGAUAGCGAGCUUUCCUGCACCAAGUGUUCAAAAAACUGGUCCUAAACAUGUACUGAGAAAAGCAUGACAGUAUGGUGCCUGGCCUAACAAAAGGAGUCUGUUGCAUUGCUAUGGAAUUGUCACUGGCAUCUACAGAUGAAGCAUAAGGACAGAAAUCCAGGGGUGUUCUGUUUUGGUUUUAUUUUUAUUACAGUGGUUUAACACACAAACUGACCAAAUAGGGCUCAGAGAGCUGGAUGCUCUGGGUCUGGUUUACCUACCAACUCAAGCAUGUGCUUAGCACUAAGCAAGCAUGCAAAUAGUCUCACUGAAUUUAAGAAUAGAUCUCAGAGGGUUAAUUGAAGACACAUUUAAGUGCUUUUCUUAACCUAGGCCAGCACCUUCCACAUUCAAAACCUUAACUAGUAAUAAUGACAGCAAGCUUAGGUAAACAUUGUUGAGGAUUCUUUUCAAGAUAGGACACUAUCAUGCCAUGUUUUGAAUCAGUGAUCCCAAGGAUUGUAGCAACAUUACUGUAAGAACUUCCAGAUUAUUACUUCAGGACACCUUUUUGCUUCUGUACCAGCUAGUAUGCUUUGAAAGUUUGAACAGAGAAGCCAAAGUUUGUUUUGUUUUCUUUUCUUUUAAAUUGCAGCAUUACCAUUACUUUAUUUUUUAUUUCUCACUGUCUUCAAUGUAUCUAUCAACUCUUCUGCAUUCCCUUUCUGCCUCCCCUGCUGCCAUGCUAACAUUGCCGUUUAUUAAUUGCUGGCUGAGAGACAUCUCACCCAUCAGCAUUUUCUGGCCAACGCUGCAGAACGCCAAUGACUUCUGCCUCAUCUCAGGCCUCAGUCUCAUUCCUCUGGACACAGGAGUAAAGCAAAAGAAGCUGCAUGUAGCCUGUGGAGUCACUCCAGCAUCCAGCCUGCCCAAACAACACUGUCAGGAGGCUAACAGACUCCAUCUACACUUUGCAGUGGUACUCACAGGAUUACCGCACAGAUUUGUGCUCCAUUGGAGACAACUGGAAGUUAAAAAAAAAAAAAAAAAGCUGGUUUCUGGUGCCUCAUUUUUGAGGCAUCUGCCUCUGAUGUGAUACUCUUCCCAAACCAGGCAAUGAUUCCCAAAUAGACACAGUGAUUCCUGUAUCAGCAGCUCACAGUGGCUUUAGGUUCAUCUACAGUGAAAGCCUGUACUGUGCAUUGUUAUCAGCUUAGUGCAGCAACGCCAGGGCACUCAUAGUCAGAAAUAUACUGCUUUGCAUUUACAUUCCUGAAAAGCUGGGGUUCGUGAUUUUUAAAUUUAUUUCCAUGCAUAUAUAACAAGACCACAUUACAAGCUUUAUGAUGGAAAACAGAACCGUAGGCUUUUGGUCACACACACUGCAUAAAGGGUUCUGCAACACAGCUGUUCUGAAGACUAACAAGCCCUCGUCUUCCCAGCAUAGAGCCUAUACCUGCCCCAGCAUUAUUAGCUUAGAGGCUCAGCAUGCAAAGGAAAAACAGUUGAGGAACAGUGGAGACAGAAAUCACAGGGUGUGGUACGGAGGAAAAAGUGAUUUUUUUUUUUUCUAAUUUAAUGAUUAAAAUCAAGAGGAAAAAUGUAGAAGAAGCAGCCUGUUGUCUGUGCUAGAGUCUACAGGGGAGCAGACCCCAGAAGUGCUCACAGCUGCCAGUCUGGUACCUAAAUAAACCCUUGGCUAUUAUGCUCCUCAACCACUGCCCAAGUCCUGGGUAAAUGCCACCCACCCACUACCUUGCCUUCAGUUGAUGAGCCCAUGAUGGCAGGUUCCUGCUGACCUCUCAGCAAGCUAUCCAUCUCUGGCUGUCUCAGGAUUUGUGCUGUCCCCAUAGCAGCAAUGUAUGGCAAUGCCUUUUUUUUUUUAAUGAUGUUAACUCCUAACUGUCUGAUCAGACACCAGGACACAGUGGAAGAACCGACAUAUUUCUCCCAAAUAGCAAGUAUAGCUUAUUACUGGAAAGGGAGAAGAAAGAGAAAGAAGCCAUACAAAGUGUUUGACACUAGUAAGCAUCACAGAACUGGCACUUCACCUGGUUUUAGCUUUGGAUUUGGGGAUUUAGCAAAGUUACCCUUGGCAGGCAUUCUUCAACAAGCUUUCAGUGGCUGAACAAUGCAGUGUGUCCUCAGUUUGCACACCCAGCUCUGUCAUUUGUGGGAAGUUGUGAGCAGACUGAGGAACAGCUAGAUUUUUUGUUUGUUUGUUUAUAAAUCUGUUUUCUUGAGCACUUGGUUUUCUCGUCUGUGAAAGCCACACACAGCAAGUAGCUGUAAUUCUGUUGGGAGACAAAAAAAAAAAAAAAAAAGUCAUGAUUCUCCAUCCUCCAUCGAGCUGGAUUACAUGAAGGAAAUAAUGAUAACAUUCCUGCUGAAGGCUCAGUUAAUACCAGUCAUCUUCAUCUUCAUUCACAUUAGGAAGAGCUUAACAGUAGUAAUAAAGAAGUGUCAUUUAGAGGAUGAAAAAAGUCAACUCAGAACAAAAAUUGCUAUUCCAAUCAUUGGUCUCCAGGGCUGAUAACGCAUGUAAUAUACCAGAGUUAAGGAAGAAAAACAUUUUGUCUACUCAAUCCCAAUGGGCUAUCUUUCCAUCCUUAAAAUAACCAAGUAAUGUGACACCUGUCCUACAGACCAUGGAAACGGGUUGAAACUGAGGAGAAAAAAGAGAAUAGCAACUGCAGGAACUUCUAGAUAAAAGUGUUGUUUGUUUGUUUUUUUAAAAAGUUAUGGUGAGCUAAUGCAACACUGGCAUUGCCCUCUCAACUACCUACACCCUUGCCAGGAGUCAACUGUAGGGACAUGGUGAUGUAUUUAUGACUAACAGGGAAGGUCAGCAUUGUGGCCUUUCCACACUCCACACCUUAGGUAAUUGCCAGCUAAAACAGUUUUAGGCUCCAGGUUUCCUGUAACUGGACUCAGGCCAGCUUUUGUGUCUAGCACACACUAGACACUACCAUAAGAGAUAGAAGGUAGGAAAAUAAUAUAGUAGACCUUCAUUUUUAACUAUAUUAAGUGAAAGUAGGUAAGCCCAUUACACAAAUAUAUUUCAGCCUAAGGCUUGUGUGUAACCAGAGCACUUUGUCAUCACUGCAAAUAGACACCAAACCCACCAUCCAUUAUUUCUACAGUGCCAUCUGUACAGUGGAAACACUACAAACCUACAGACUGGGAGCACUUCCAACCUGCCUAGUGAAUGUUUGCACUCACACAGUCACACACAAAAAAGGGUAAGAUGGUAACCCACAGUUACAUGUGAACAGGGGCUCCCCAACGUGCCUGCAAAUAAAACCACUUUGUAUAGCCAUGGGAGAUGACUAGGCUAAUAAAAAUCAGGAAAGAAAAUGGGGGACAAAUAAUUUUUCCCAGGUGUUUAGUCCGCUUGAGCUUGGAACAACUUCUGUAAACAAAGAGGAGGUGAUGGGCACAUUACCUGCUUUCCCAUGUGCCCCAGGUACUCCUGCACCAGUUACAUUUGCCAGUUGAUAACCAAGUGUAUGUAUAUAGUUCGUCUUUGUAUAGGAGUGAGUGUGGUGGCUGUCAAACGUGCUCUUCCAGUAUUGUAAUUUAACAGAUUAUGGCUGUAUGAAAACAAUGUAAAUAAGUAGAAAAAAAUUAAACUGGAUCUCUAUGUCCUAAUUUUUGUACAUACUGAAACUGCAUGGUAUUUAAAUUAUUGUUUGUCUCUGAUGUAUGCAGUUUCUUUAAAAAAAAUCAUUUAAAAAAAAAAAAACA